This is a messenger RNA of Morchella importuna, 1131 nucleotides long. RefSeq lists its product as uncharacterized. Bases 1 to 1131 code for a protein of 376 amino acids. The record is from RefSeq and is a predicted model, not a curated record. The transcript has a single exon. Lineage: Eukaryota; Fungi; Ascomycota; Pezizomycetes; Pezizales; Morchellaceae.
AUGGCCCCGCGUAGCGCCCUCCUCAUCCUAGGGAUCCAGAAUGAAUUUCUCGAUCCUGAUAUCGGCCGUUGCAUCAUGGCCGCUCCCCCUCCCGGGAGCCCGUCCUUUGUCGAUAACAUCAAGGCCUUCGUCCCGCACUUUCGUGCAAACGGUGGCGACGUCAUCUGGGUGCGGAGCGAGUACCAAAAACCACGUGAUUUUAUCGACCCUCGCAGCAACGAGACCGUGCUCAUAAUACAUGACGACGACGACUCGUCCGACUCUGAGACGGAGCACAACAACCACAGACCUAGGGGCAAUGAGGCUGGUGGGUCAGGAGUGGGAGCGGGAACAGCGGGAGGUAGGAGACCUCGCGCUGGUUCAAGCCCUAGGCCGAAGCUUGCGAAUGGCGCAAGACCUCCGCUGCGCUCCGACGCGUUCCUGGCGAUUGAAAGCCAGCAUCCGCCAUGUAAGCCGGGGACUCCCGCGUGCGAGUUUCACCCGUCAAUUGUUUCGUCGAUCAAAUCGCCGCCUGAUAAGAUCAUGGCGAAGACGUGGUUCUCGGCCUUCAAGGAUACAGGUCUUCUUGAGACGCUGAGAGGGAGGUUCGUCUCGGAGCUGUACAUAUGUGGAGUUCUCACCAAUAUAUGUGUCCUUGCAACGGCAGCCGAAGCAGCUAAGCAUGGGUUGAAUACUUAUGUGUUGAAGGAUUGUCUAGGAUACAGGAAUCUAACAGCUCACCAGGAGUCAUUGAAGGUCAUGGUUCACGAUUACGUGGUGGAGGAGGUUGAGAGUGAAUCAUUGGUGAAGGGCUGGGAGAAAUGGAGGUUGAAGGCUGGGGGUAAUGGUAGUAAUAACGAUAACGGAUCAGCCGGUAUUCAAUUGGGGGCCACGAGCCUUUCGAAGGAACAGUUGGUUGCGAUGGUGUCUGGGCUGAAGGUGGUGGGAGGUGAGAGCAGUGGUGAGAGCAGUAGGAGAUUACCUGCAGAACCUGUCAAGGAAGUACUGGCGGAAACUGCGGCUACCCCGCUAGACGACGACAAAUCUGUCCUCCCAGCUGAUCUAGCGCCGAUCAAUGAAGAAGAUUACCAGAUAUUGAAGUCAGCAAGGAGCGCCCACAAGUCAAAGGCAGUAAUGGGGGUACUGGGGUAA